UUGUUAUUUUAUUUUCACCUGCAAUCAAGUCAAGGUGUUGCCAGCUUUCCAAUUACAUAUGCUAGACACUGGAUUGGAUAGGAUAGUGGGGAUUUGCAUAAACCACUGCAGCAUCAACAGCAUUAGCAGCAGCAGCGGCUGGUUGACUCGUUUGGAGACCCCAAAACUGGUUACCGGAACCAAUAAACCAGAUGAAUAUUAAUUUGCUAGAAAGUUGAAUUGGCACUGCAGCCGAUUCCCCCCAUUGGCCGCACUACUCGAAAAGAACAAUCAUCACGUGGCCAGAGGCAAAGGCACACAGUGCACGUAGGCCAACAGCAGCACCACCAAAGCCAAAAGCACUCGACGGGAGAAAAACUCACUCAAAAAGCGGCGACGGCGGCGGCGACCCACUCAAAACUAACGCACGAAACAAAGCAGGCAGGCGGCUGUGGGGCUCAUGCUUUAUAUAAAAUCAACUGAGCAUAUCUGUUGGAAUUCAUUAAACGUUUUACUGCACAACCCGACCGACGUACGACGUACAGCAGUUAGAGGCCCGAGAGCUCCGUCGCACACAAAUCUUUCGUCUUCACACACAAACACCUAGCAGCAGCAGCAGCAGAAGCUCAAUCAACCAUCAAUAUGAAAUUUUUAGUCACCAUCGCCGCCCUCUGCCUGUGCCUGGCGUACGUUACGGGCCAGCAAUACUUUUUGGGACAGUUCCCGGGUCGUGCCCGCUUUGGAUUUGAUCCCCUGUCCCUCGCCCAGCCUUCAUCUGCCACACAACAAGUGCGGGAUCCCCGACAGAACAGAGGCCCCGUUGUGUUCCCCCCAUCCCCGCCAGAUGCAGUGGACGAGUCCAGCGGCGUGGUUGUGGGUGCCUCUGGCUAUGGCUUUGUGCCGCCCCAGCAAACGGCGGCGAUAGUGGCAGCAGCAGCAGCAGCAGCAGUGGCGGAUCCAACCUUCUUUAGCACCAGUUUCCAGACACCGGACACUUCCUAUGCGACAUAUAACUACUUCAGUAAUCCGUACACCACAAGGUUUAGAUACUUUUGAUGCGGACGCGUGAUGAGUGACGAAGAAGAACCAUCUAGAGUCAUGUUGUGUAGUCAGUAGCUGAAGGAACAGAACUGGAAGCUGGAGACGACGAGGAGUAGGAGCAAGAGCUGGAGACUAGAUACAAUUCUUUUGUAAAUAAAUGUGUUAACUUUAA
This is a messenger RNA of Drosophila miranda, 1192 nucleotides long. RefSeq lists its product as uncharacterized. Lineage: Eukaryota; Metazoa; Arthropoda; Insecta; Diptera; Drosophilidae. The transcript is spliced from 5 exons. Bases 622 to 1035 code for a protein of 137 amino acids. The record is from RefSeq and is a predicted model, not a curated record.